Carlito syrichta (Philippine tarsier) is the source of this 1590-nucleotide messenger RNA. RefSeq names its product transcription factor 19 (gene TCF19). Bases 529 to 1566 code for a protein of 345 amino acids. The transcript has 4 exons. Gene Ontology annotation, cellular component: nucleus. The record is from RefSeq and is a predicted model, not a curated record. NCBI's taxonomy places the organism in Eukaryota, Metazoa, Chordata, Mammalia, Primates, Tarsiidae. Gene Ontology annotation, molecular function: protein binding. Gene Ontology annotation, biological process: regulation of gene expression.
AAGUUCGGACCCGGGAAUUCGGAAGGAGGGGUCGGGGCUGCCCGCGCGCGGAGGCCGCGCCCCUCCUGGCCCCGGCUUCUUGGCUGUCAAACAGCUGCGGGAGCGCCGGCUCCGGCCGAGGAGCCCGAGGGGUCCCUGAGCCGCUGCACAGGCUGGCACUGCCUGAAGAGGAGAACACUCGUAGACUGCACCGCGUGGAUCUGAGGCUCUCCGAAUAUUUUGCUACCUGAGGAUCCAGCUCAGCUGAGGUGCCAUAGGACAUGUUCCUGUUCCUGUUUUUGCAUUGCAACAAGACCUUCCUGGGAUUUUUCAGUUGCAAGUCUGCUUAACAACAAAUUUUGCAUUGAGUGCCUAGACUGCUUGCACUCUGAAUUUGCACUACUCAGGUAGUGUUGUCAAAGUUGAAAUUGCACAGUUCAAGUUUGCAUCAGAAUGGAAAGUGAACUUAAGCCUGCAGUGCAUGGCCCAGAAGUGGGAGAGGUGACGGAUGCCUGAAGUGGAAGAAGUGGUGCAGAGGGGGCACCGCCCAUGCUGCCCUGCUUCCAGCUGCUGCGAAUAGGGGGCGGCAGGGGUGGUGAUCUCUACACCUUUCACCCCCCCACUGGAGCUGGCUGCACCUAUCGCUUGGGCCACAGAGCCGAUCUGUGUGAUGUGGCCCUGCUACCCCAGCAGGAGCCUGGCCUCAUCUCUGGGGUCCACGCGGAGCUGCAUGCUGAGCCCCGGGGUGAUGACUGGAAGGUCAGCCUGGAGAACCACAGCAGCCAAGGGACUUUGGUCAAUAACGUCCGACUCCCAAGAGGUCACAGGCUGGAGUUGAGUGACGGAGACCUCCUGAUCUUUGGCUCUGAAGGGCCCCCAGGAACCAGCCACUCAGAGUUCUACUUCAUGUUCCAACAAGUCCGAGUCAAACCUCAGGACUUUGCUGCCAUUACCAUCCCACGGUCGCGAGGGGAAGCUGGGGCUGGAGCUGGUUUCCGGCCCAUGCUGCCCUCCCAGGGGGCUCCACAGCGGCCUCUCAGCACCCUCUCCCCUGCCCCGAAGGCCACGCUGAUCCUCAACUCCAUCGGCAGCCUCAGCAAGCUCCGGCCCCAACCCCUCACCUUCUCCCGGAGUGGGGGUGGGCCAAAGAGCCCACCUGUUCCCACCCCACCUGCAGAAGUGGAGCCCACCCCUUCUGCCCCAGCACCACGAAAUCGGAGGAAAUCUGUUCACCGAGUGUUGGCAGAGCUGGAUGACGAGAGUGAGGCUCCCGAGAGCCCCCCACCAGUCCUUAUGGAGCCCAGGAAGAAACUCCGUAUAGAGAAAGCCCCACUGACACCCAGUGGAAAUCGCCGCGGCCGUCCUCGGAAGCACCCAGUGAGUGCUCCCCUGGCUCCCCACGCAAUUGGAGGUGGGGAACUCUGUGCAGCUCCUUGUUGCUGCCUGCCUCAAGAAGAGACAGUGGCCUGGGUUCAGUGUGAUGGGUGUGACGUUUGGUUCCACGUGGCCUGUGUUGGCUGCAGCAUCCAGGCUGCCAGGGAGGCUGACUUCCGGUGUCCAGGGUGCCAGGCUGGCAUGCAGACCUAAUGUCCGGCAUCAGAUGACACAGCU